Phyllostomus discolor (pale spear-nosed bat) is the source of this 4858-nucleotide messenger RNA. It is a transcript of the gene EXOC8, whose product is annotated as exocyst complex component 8. Gene Ontology annotation, cellular component: exocyst. Lineage: Eukaryota; Metazoa; Chordata; Mammalia; Chiroptera; Phyllostomidae. Gene Ontology annotation, biological process: Golgi to plasma membrane transport; intracellular protein localization; exocytosis. The record is from RefSeq and is a predicted model, not a curated record. The transcript has a single exon. Bases 162 to 2336 code for a protein of 724 amino acids.
CAGGCGCACUAUCUGAAGCUCAGACUCCAGCGCAGGCGUACUCGAUUCCUUUCCAAUUCUGCUUCCUCAGCCUCGGAGCGUCGCUGGGCUUGGGUGGGCCCCAGCAACGAGGGCACCGGCAACAGCGAGAGUGACAGCGUCUGCGUGAGUCGUGGGCGGAAAUGGCGAUGGCGAUGUCGGACAGUGGGGCGAGCCGCCUGCGGCGGCAGCUGGAGUCGGGAAGCUUUGAGGCGCGGCUGUACGUGAAACAGCUCUCGCAGCAGUCAGACGGGGACCGGGACCUGCAGGAACACCGGCAGCGCAUCCAGGCCCUGGCGGAGGAGACAGCGCAGAACCUGAAGCGUAACGUCUACCAGAACUACCGGCAGUUCAUAGAGACGGCCCGUGAGAUCUCCUACCUGGAGAGCGAGAUGUAUCAGCUCAGCCAUCUGCUGACUGAGCAAAAGAGCAGCCUGGAGAGCAUCCCGCUUACCCUGCUGCCGGCUGCUGCUGCCGCCGGGGCCGCAGCAGCCGCGGGAGGUGAGGAGGGAGGAGGGGGCGCUGGGUGCCGAGACCACCGCCGGGGCCAGGCUGGUCUUUUCACUACCCCCGGCGGCGCCUCCCGCGACGGCGCGGGUCCGGGCGAGGAGGGAAAGCAGCGCACUCUCACCACCCUGCUUGAGAAGGUGGAAGGCUGCAGGCACCUGCUGGAGACGCCUGGACAGUACCUGGUAUACAACGGGGACCUGGUGGAAUACGAGGCGGACCACAUGGCCCAGUUGCAGCGGGUACACGGCUUUCUCAUGAACGACUGUUUGUUGGUGGCCACCUGGCUGCCACAGCGGCGGGGGAUGUAUCGCUACAAUGCCCUCUAUCCCCUGGAUGGUUUGGCCGUGGUUAACGUCAAGGACAACCCGCCCAUGAAGGACAUGUUCAAGCUGCUGAUGUUUCCUGAGAGCCGCAUUUUUCAGGCGGAAAAUGCUAAAAUCAAACGAGAGUGGCUGGAAGUACUGGAAGAAACCAAGAGGGCUCUCAGUGAGAAAAGACGAAGGGAGCAGGAGGAGGCAGCAGCUCCUCGAGGGCCGCCCCAGGUGACUGCCAAAGCUAACCCGUUUGAGGAUGAAGAAGACGACGAGCCAGCCGUUCCUGAGGUGGAAGAAGAGAAGGUGGACCUCUCGAUGGAAUGGAUUCAGGAGUUGCCCGAAGACCUGGAUGUCUGCAUCGCCCAGAGGGACUUCGAAGGGGCCGUUGACCUGCUGGACAAGUUGAACAAUUACCUAGAAGAUAAGCCCAGUCCACCUCCGGUGAAAGAACUGAGGGCCAAGGUGGAUGAGCGCGUCCGACAGCUUACCAAGGUGCUCAUGUUUGAACUGUCCCCGGGUCGUUCCCUGAGAGGUGGCCCGAAGGCGACACGCCGGGCAGUGUCUCAGCUCAUCCGGCUUGGCCAGUGCACGAAGGCCUGUGAGCUGUUUCUGAGGAACAGGGCAGCGGCGGUGCACACGGCCAUCCGCCAGCUUCGCAUUGAAGGUGCCACUUUACUCUACAUUCACAAGCUGUGCCACGUCUUCUUCACCAGCCUCCUGGAGACCGCAAGGGAAUUCGAGACGGACUUCGCGGGCACCGACAGUGGCUGCUACUCCGCCUUCGUGGUCUGGGCAAGGUCGGCCAUGGGCAUGUUCGUGGAUGCUUUCAGCAAGCAGGUGUUUGACAGUAAGGAGAGCCUCUCCACAGCAGCUGAGUGUGUCAAAGUGGCGAAGGAGCACUGUCAACAACUCGGUGACAUCGGACUGGACCUCACCUUCAUCGUCCACGCCCUUCUGGUGAAAGACAUCCAAGGGGCCUUGCACAGUUACAAAGAAAUCAUAAUUGAAGCCACCAAACAUCGCAACUCGGAGGAGAUGUGGAGGAGGAUGAACCUGAUGACGCCGGAGGCCCUGGGCAAACUCAAAGAGGAGAUGAAGAACUGCGGGGUGAGCAACUUCGAGCAGUACACGGGGGACAACUGCUGGGUGAACCUGAGCUACACGGUGGUUGCCUUCACCAAACAGACCAUGGGCUUCUUGGAAGAGGCCCUAAAACUGUACUUCCCAGAACUGCACAUGGUACUUUUGGAGAGCCUGAUGGAAAUCAUUUUGGUUGCCGUUCAGCAUGUGGAUUAUAGUCUUCGGUGUGAGCAGGAUCCAGAGAAGAAGGCUUUUAUCAGACAGAACGCAUCCUUUCUGUAUGAAACAGUCCUCCCCGUGGUGGAGAAAAGGUUCGAAGAAGGCGUGGGGAAACCCGCCAAGCAACUCCAGGACCUGAGGAAUGCGUCUAGACUUAUUCGUGUGAAUCCUGAGAGCACCACCUCCGUGGUCUGACGCUUGGCUCUGUUUACGUGUGCACAUAUAUAUUGUUUCUGUAUUAUUUAUAUUUAUAUUAAGUUGCAUUCGCAUUUUCUCUGUAGUCUCAAACACAGCUUAACCAUAAAAGAUGCCCUCUCAGAUAGAAAUUCAAAAGGAGAAAGAAAAAAGUGUUAAACCCAAAUAACAAAAACGUUGCCAUUAAUAAAAUAUAUAAUAUGCUUUCCUUUUAAGUUAUGCUAACUCUCUAACGACUAUAUUGUCACACUGUAUCAUCUUAGCUUAUCCUUUAAGUCAGAACACACUUCCUCAUAGUACAUGCUGUGCAGCACAGGGAAGUAACAUGUCUAAGUAUUUUAUGAAAAGUUUCCCAGCUUGCUAAAAUGUUAGAUUUCUUAAAAGGUCCAGUGCCAUAUAAAACAAUCUGCUUCAUAUACUUUCCCACCUUAAAAUGUGAUUAAACAGUUCGGGGUGGGGGGAGGACGAGAUGAGAAAAUUGGUUUUAGGGUAAAUUUUGUUCAAAAGAAUUCCUUCCUGAAAGUAGCUAGGGUGCGUGCGCAGAUACUCUGACCCGUGUAGCACACACGAGGACACAUUCAUAGAACAGCCCGGCAAACAUUUCCAGUGUGAUUUGAAUGGCUACUUAUUUUCAGCUGCUAAGUAGUAGCUUUAUAGUAUUUGAUUUGGGAGCAUUGACUUGAAAAUCUCAAGGACUAUGACAAACAUUUUUUUCAGCAUAUUCCUGAACUGUGUGAAUGUUCGUCUGGCUAGGGCUUUUGUCUCUAUCAUUAAACAUUAUAAUAAUAGUAAUAAAAACGGGACACAUUAAGGAACCUGGCAGCACCAGUAAUUUUUAGCCGCCCCUCCCCACUUCUGUAGUGGCUCAAACUUCAUGCAAAUGGGAGAAAAGUUUUCAUUGAAAUACAUACUUAGAUACCAGGAUCUGGUGGAUGGGAAAUGAGAAAUUAGCAAGCCCCAUACUGUUCUCAAGUGUAACUGCUUCGAGCAGAGAAUUGUGUGUGCUGUUUUGGUAACAAAGUGGAGAACAGAAAGGUGAGGUUUUUCUUCCCAAACCAAGGGAGAAAAAGACCCUUCUGAUGACUCUUAGAAUGCCCCGGGCUGCAUUUUUCUUGUUUUAUCUUUUAUUUGCCUUAUUUUUUUUAAAUGAACAUAAUCCUUACUUCAGAUUGUUUAACCAAGGAAACUUGAACUUCCCAAGAUUUCUAACCUAUUGCCUCUGUUGUGUAUCGAUUCUACGACGCUGCUCAGACCCUGAGAGAGACCGUGCCGGCGGAGGUCCAGUUUUUCCCAGCUACGAGUUGUGACUCUUGUUUAUAGGUGCCAUUUCUGAUGCCAGUUACUUCAAAGGGUCAUUUCUUUUAUCCGAAUAAAAAUAGUGGUCUUCAGACUGAGGAAAUGACGUAAAACCUCACAUAGCUUCCAAUACUGGCUUAGUUACAGUUGUAAAACUCCCUGACAUAAUUUUACUCAGGCCAGAGGAGCCUUUUAUUUUAUGUUUACCUCUGCCCAUUUAAAAGGUUGAAAAUGAUCAAAGUUAGAGAUUUCCUCUGACUAAGUUUUUUUACAUCACUUGGGGAUUUUCUAGAUAAUAACCAUACUGGAUAUCUCCGCUGAACAAAAAGUUAUAAUUUGUCUUUUUUAAGAUCACUGGAAACUUGAAUUUGAUAAAAACUUUGUGAUUCUUUUGUGCCACUUAACAGUUUCUAAAAUGAUACUGUGUGAAACACAUAUCAUGUACAUACUUGAUGCUGGGUCCAUAAGAUGAUCGUCUGAAAUGAAAACUACUUUGAAGGCGUGGAGUCGUAAACACUUAACUGUGUGUGUACUCAGAUAUUGACAUGGUUGCCUCUUCAUAGAACUGUCUGCUUUUUAAAACUGGAAGUCAGAAUUUCCUUCUCUUAGAAUGUGUGUGCUCCUUCGUCACAGUUGGAGCCGAAGGAAGUGUGCUUUUGGUGGAUCAGUUAGUGGGGGGUUGGGGGGGUCAAAACCCCCACUGUGAAGAGUGCACCUGUGCACCGGGACAGCGCGAUUAUAUGGCCGUCCCUCAGAGUGGGGUCAGAGCUCUUCUCUCUCCUUUUCGUUUCAUUAGACUCCAAGGCAAGUGCUCAAGCUUGAAUGCACUUAGAGAUCGCUUGGAAUGUAGCAUGAGCUGUAACAAACCACUGAGGGCUGACUGCCUUACUUGCUGGCCUCCAACAUAACACUAUCGCUUGACCUUGGAGUCACAGACUGGACUGAACUCAUUACUGUUGAAAAAACACACCCUGUGGAAUUAAGUCUCUCUUUGAUUAAAGCCUCCGGCCCCGUAAGUGCUGAAGACUCCUGUUUUUGUUGAAAAUAGCACCUGUACCUACAUGAUCAGCAUUUGUAUUUUGCAACUUGCUUAACUGGGAUUGGUAAUUUGGGACCUGCCAUGUAGUGUAAAACCGGUUUACAGACACAUUGCCUAUUGCCAUGCUGUGAUAUGAGGGACCUGAAACGUUUGUCAAAAUAAAGCUUACAAUGUUUCCUACACUGGA